Miscanthus lutarioriparius is the source of this 603-nucleotide messenger RNA. The record is from the annotation of a GenBank genome assembly. NCBI's taxonomy places the organism in Eukaryota, Viridiplantae, Streptophyta, Magnoliopsida, Poales, Poaceae.
AUGAAGUCGGCCUGGUCCAAUAAAGCCGCCGGCCUCGCCUCGCCCGCCUGCAACCAGCUAAGGACAGGGCGGAGGGGAGGAAGGAGACGGAGAGAGGUGGAGGUGGGAUUCGCCAUGGACAUCAUCACGCAGCUGCAGGACCAGCUCGACGAGAUGGCCGUGCUCGCCGUCAACACCUUCGGCACGCUGCAGCGGGACGCGCCGCCCGACCGCCUCUCCAGCAGCUACCCGGACCCACUCAACCCCAACCCUAAGCCCGAGGACGACUCCAAGCCCCAGGUCCAGGCCCAGCCCGGCGCGCCGCCGCCACCGCCGCCGCCGGCGCAGGCGCAGCCACCCGCGCCUGACCUCUCCGAGCAACCUAAGGCCAUGAGCCACGCCCUCGUCCUCGCGGCCAAGAAGUUUGAUGCACUUGUUGCGGCAUUGCCACUAUCAUCAGAAGAGGAUCAAGUGAAAAGAAUCCAAGAGCUACAGGCAGAGAAUGAAGUCGUGGGAUUGGAGCUCCAGAAGCAACUUGAAGCUGCUGGAAGGGAGUUGAAGCAGGUUGAGGUGCUGUUCAAUGAAGCAACGGACAAUUGUAUAAAUUUUAAGAGGCUAGAUUAA